Molecule: messenger RNA, 1451 nt
Organism: Microplitis mediator
Lineage: Eukaryota; Metazoa; Arthropoda; Insecta; Hymenoptera; Braconidae
Product: rh5-interacting protein-like
Exons: 4
Coding region: 75-956 (293 amino acids)
Source: RefSeq, a predicted model, not a curated record
AACACGCAAAAUGUUCAAAUGAUGGUAAAUGUACAUGUAAAAAAAAUUUCUCACAAUUUAACGAAACAACAUGUAUGCCUCUACUAAACGAAUUCUGUACAACGCAUGAAGAAUGCAUUGUUAAAGAUUCAGUUUGUAGAGAAAAUAAAUGUCAAUGUAAAUUUUUCACGACUUCUGUAUCUAAUCGACAAUGUAUACCACUACUGACGGAUAAAUUUUGUUACAAUGAUAAUGAUUGUCGCGAUAUAAAUCAUACAAAGUGUUCAAAUAAUCAACGAUGUACUUGUGUAUCAAAUUAUAUUCCAAUAAAUAACACUGUUUGUGCACCACUUAUAACUGGACACUGUGUAAAUGAUAAUGACUGUAUUACGGCAAAUUCAUUUUGUUUUAAUAAUACGUGUCAAUGCAAAUAUAGUUAUAGAGCACGUUCUUAUUUUGAGUGUAAAAAAGUUUCAUUAGGGGAUUCUUGUAAUGAAAAUUCAGAUUGUGAGAUGAUAGCAAAUACUCAAUGUUCAAAUCAUAAUAAAAAAUGUAUUUGUGACGACAAUUCUUUUGCAUAUAAUAAAACUUCUUGCAUACCAAUGAUUGGUAAAUUUUGCUCAAAUGAUAGUGAAUGUGAUUAUGAUCGCUAUCAUUGUUUUGAUAAUAAAUGUCAAUGUCUGAAUCAUUACUUGCCUGUGUCAGAAAAUCAGUGUGUAUCGUCAUGGGUAGUUACCAAAUGUAAUAAUGAUACAGAUUGUGGUGUUCCAUGGCAUUGGGAAUGUUCAAAAAACAAAAGAUGUUCAUGUAAAGCAAACAAUACUGCAAUAAGUACUACAACGUGCUUACCACUUAUUGGAGGAUAUUGUUGGAAAGAUGAUCAGUGUGUUGUUGAGAAUUCUUUUUGCAUUGAUUUUCACUGCAGAUGUGUGUACCCAUUUAUAGCUGUGGCUAAUAAUUUGUGUAGAAUAAAUUAAAGUAUGCAGCCUAGAUUUCAAAAAAUCGACGUUUUCUUUUUUUUCGAAGAACAUUGAAAAAUCGACAGAGUAUCUCUAGACAAAGACCCUGUUAAAAUAUGAGACCUUAGUAUUAAUAAUAUUUAAAGGUGGCGAUUCGCGAUUUUCUAUUUUCCAUUUAAGUAACAUGGGAAAAAAAAUUUUAAGUUUGGAAUUUUAUACCUCGGCGAUGGCUUAUUGAACAGAUAAGUUCAGGACAUAUUUUUGUAGGGAAUUAAACGCUCUACAAAAAAAGUCUCUUGUCAUUUUUUAAUAAAUCCAUCUGUUCAAAAGUUAUUGGAGCUCGAAGUCAAGUUAGAGUAAAUUUUGAGAUCUUUUUACUUUUCCGGCGAAACUAUCGAACUUAUCAUAAAAUGUUAUGAAAUCUUUUGUGUAGACAAUUUUAUUUCCUACAAAUUAUCCUGAAUAAAUUUAUUUCAAAUUUCACAUUGUUUUCUAGUUAUUUCCAUUUUAAUG